UUUUUCUUUCAGCACUCUUAACAGUUCUCACAUUCCUCAACAUGAAUCAACUUGCACCGUGUAUCAUUUCUUCAAUCGCCAUUAUAUUUUCCUAUCAGAUGAGCACAGAAUUUGUGAAUAUAUAUGCCAAAGAACUAGUGAUAUGUUCAAAAAUUUUACUCACAGUGGAAAUAGCAAGCUACUACUUAACACAGCUUCUACUAGGAAUUGCAUUUUCAGCUACCAGCACAAGCGGUUUCCUUCCACUUGAAAUGGUGCUCAUUAUUUUCUUCAUUCCAACAUGGGCAUGUCAGCUCCCAAUUCCAUUACCUGUAACCAAACUGACUCCACUCCUCACAGCUGUUACAUGUGCACUUUUAUCAGGCUACAGAACAUGGGAAAACCAUAAUGUUUAUGAAACUCCACAUAAGAAAAUUGUCUGGUACUACAAUGUGAUAUACAAUUAUUGUUUAUAUACAGUGAUAGAAAACAUAAAGAUCAAGCUUCAUAUCCCACACAUAUUUCAAGGGUUUUGGAUCAUUGAUUUCUUCAUGUACUUACUCCAAUGUCAGUAUUCAUGCAACUCUUCAUCACUAUCAUUGCAUGAAAUUCUACAAGGAUAUAUAACACACCGAAGUGGAAGUAUAAUAGCACUGCUAGGAAUGGCAUGUGCCAUAGGCCUGUUAUGCCAAUUAGUUGGAUAUAGCAUGCAAGCUUUUCUUCAGAUCAAAAAUCCAUCGGAAAAAAAUAUAGGCAACAUUUCAGUUUCUUUAUUUUUAAUUCUCUCUCUGCAAAGUGGAAUAACAGGUUUGGAACCAGAAAAGCGAUUUUAUAAAUUUAUUCAUAUUUUACUGCUACUGUGCACAGUGCUUUUACAUUUUAUUCACAAUAUGCUUCAAAUGCAGGUACUUUCAUUAAACAUAUCAAGAUCUACUUCAUUCAAUAAGCAUGCAAGAUCUUUUAUAACUGGCAUUAUUCUUAUUACAAUACCAAUUAUAAUCCUUGUUCACCAAUGGAAAUCUAAAGAUAAAAGCACAUGGCUGCUAACUAUCACUUGUCUUAUGAUUGAACUACUUAUUAAAACAAUGGUCUCUGUGGUAAUUUACAUCCUUUAUGUAAUAGAUGUGUAUAAAAAUGGCUUGUGGGAAAAUCUAGAUAAUUAUAUUUAUUACUUAGAAGUAGCAGCAAGUUUUACUGAAUUUGUUGUUGGAAUUAACCUUAUGUUUAAUGGUUUAAGGAUAUUUAUUUUUGAGUCAAGUAAUAUCUUACGAGCUUGCAUGCUGGGUCUGCAUGUGUAUUUCAAUAUAUGGGUGCAAAUUACAAAAAUAUGGGAAUCUCACUUACUGUGCCAAUCAGCAAAACAAGACUUGUCAUUUUUACAAGAUGCAACAAAAGAACAAUUGAAAAACAAGAAAGACAUUUGUCCAAUAUGCUUUCAAGAACUAAUUACUGCAAAGGUUACAACUUGCAACCAUUUUUUCCAUAAAGUAUGCCUACGUAAGUGGUUAAAAGAGCAAAAUACAUGUCCACUUUGCUACACUGUUCUCUAUCGAAACAGUAUUCAGCCAUGACUAUAUACAAGUGUUUUAAAACAGAUUUGGGGUUGGUUAAAGUGAAGAUCAAUGAUUCAAUUAAAUAAAUAUUACCAUGUUUUCAAAGUCAGGGAAUUGAAACUUAUCAGAGAUUUGUAUGCAAAUAAAACAACAAAAUCCGUGAUCAGCAAGAGUUGAUAGCAUUUCAGAAAAAGCAUAUGUGAAAUAUUUACACCUAUAAUGGUAAAAGAGGAAUUAGGGAGGUUUGAAGACCAGAUAUACCAGCUAUAGUUUCACAUACCACUGAAACUACAGGUAAUCAGCUAACUCACCUUAGUGCUCAGAACUGAUCAUCAAGAAACUGUGGAUUUAUUUACCUUCAAAAUAAGCCACAAAACUCUUAACACAACCGUGUUACAACCUACUAUACAAGAGGAACUGGAACAUAUGUUUGACAGCGUCCAUACUAAUGAUUGUUCUUCACAAAACCUAGUGCCAUUUUUCACAGCAAUAGUGAACUUGGACUUCAAACCGAGUAACCUUCUGUAAUGAACAAUGGUAUUUCAAUGAAACAGAUGGACAACGAUAUACAAAAUAGCUAUUCACUCUGUAGACCUGAAGCUUUCAAGAAUGAAUACUCUGACACAGAUGUGAGAUGCAGGCAGGUACAAUCUGGGAAUAUCUUCACUAAUUUUUCUCCCGGUUUCUGAAGUCAACAUACAAAUGCAAACAGUCAUUUCUCAACGUCUGCAGGUCCAAUACAUAAUUACCAUGCUAUCAGAAGGCAGUGGCAUGAGAGUGUGACAUAUGAUGCCAGAAUUACCCACAAAAGGUUUGAAAAACACAAGAAAGACUAAAGUAGUUUCACUUGACCAUGACCGUAUUUCCUGGACCUGAUCUAACAAAUGUGACUCAACAAACAAGAAAGAUCAUCUACUUCAGAUCUAUUGCCUCUGUAGAUUAUACUGCAAUCUCCCAUUGACUUUUCAUACAGAGUGGCUGCAAUACUUAUCACUAUAUUACUGAUAUGAAGCAGGUGCUGAAAAUAAUGUGACUUUUUCUGAAGCCCCAGAUAUCAAAUUAUGCUACAUACAUGUAAAUAUUGCAUAGCACAGUGAUCAAAGCAUGCUGUAUGAAAUCACAUGUUAUUUCUAGUCUAAAACGUACUUUACAAAAGUUACUCUUCACACAAGACUAAACAACAUAUGCAAAAAUUUUAAACUAAAUACCAGUUGAAAUGACUUGGACAGAGCAAAUACCAACAUGAAGGAAUUUGUUAUUCCCUUUAUAUUUGCAAUAUAUAUAUAAAUGCAGCCCUGGAAGAAAUUAAACAAACUGAAAACAUUAACAUGUUACCAUACCAUAAGCUUUAAUAAAAAGUUUUAAUAUUAUUUAUUUACUAGAUUAUGCUCUAUGGCUUUUACAGUCAAAACAGUUGUGUAACGCAAUAUACACAUUUUUCCUCACUAAACCGGAAAAGUGAACUGUCUAAUGAAUACCAACCAACCAUGAUUUGUUUAGAUUUUAAUUAUAAUUAUUAGGAAAAUGAAACCUUUAUGAUGCACAGCAACAGAAAUUGUAUUUUAAGUCUUUACUAAAAAUAUCUAAUAUUCAAAUAUUUCAAAAAUAUUAUGUUGCAUGCAUACAAAAGGUAAUCUGUGAAUUCAUUGAAAUAUAUUUAACUACUUUUGUUUUAUUACUGAAGACAUAAAAAAAUAUGUGUGGCAAAGCUUAGUGAAGAUCCACAUGACAAAAUUGCUUUCCCCAUGAAUACCUAGAUGGCAGGCAGAAAUAUAAUGCAUUCUUAAAGCCCACUUCUAUUCUAUACAAUGCACAGAUGGUUAAUUGUUUACUAAAAAAUAUUAAUAAAAUUCAAAAAUGAAGAGCAACUUAAAAUUUAGCAAUUCUGUUAACAAUUUCCAUAUUAAACACUGGAUGCAUAUUAAUUCAGCUAACUAUUUGGACUGCAUAUUGUACAUUAACACACAUAACUGUUUCCUUAUCCACAAAUUUUCAAUUUAUUUAGGUUCUUGUUGAAAUUCAAUUUUAAUUUCCUUGACCAAUUAUAAUGAACUAAUAAAAUUAA
Molecule: messenger RNA, 3597 nt
Organism: Stegodyphus dumicola
Lineage: Eukaryota; Metazoa; Arthropoda; Arachnida; Araneae; Eresidae
Product: protein TRC8 homolog
Biological process (GO): proteasome-mediated ubiquitin-dependent protein catabolic process; ERAD pathway
Cellular component (GO): Derlin-1 retrotranslocation complex; endomembrane system
Molecular function (GO): ubiquitin protein ligase activity
Source: RefSeq, a predicted model, not a curated record